CCUUUUUUUUAAUUCUUUUCUUUAUUCUUUCUUCUUCUUUCUUCUUUCUUUUUCAAUUCAUUCCGUCCUCGUACUAACUUGCACUCAAAAUGAGCACGGACAACCUCGCCGUAGACGCGAGCCGACCGCGCUCGGGAUCGUACGCGCACGCCGUCGAGGGCAACAAGAAGCACGUGCACAUUGAGCUCGACGAGAUUGAGUUGACAACCACGCGACCCGUCGAAGACCUCGUUGCCGACCAAAUCCAUGCAGCCAACCCGGCACUGCUCGCAGUCGCACAGGCACGCCUGGACCCGUCGCGCAUCUCGCACACAGACCCCAAGCGCGCCCUCUUCCCGCAGGACUUCAAGGAGGCCUACCGCCCGUUGCGCGAAUCCGCCGACCGAUCCGCCAGCAGCGCAAGCCUCGUUGUCGACCUCAACGACCCCAACUUUGACAUGCGCUCGUACUAUGUCAACUUUGUCGAGCGCUUCUUCCCGGGCCGCAUGCUCGGUGCGUUUGUCGAGUUCCGAGACAUGAGCUACAAGAAGAUGAUCAACACCAAGCAGACAGUCAGCACCGUCUACUCGGACUUGCUCCAAUCCAUGCACCUCCGUGCCAAGCCGCCGCAGGUCGAGUUUACCAUUCUCGAUGACAUUUCGGGCUACAUGGAGCCCGGCGACAUGGUUGCCAUUCUCGGCGGCCCCGCCUGCGGCAAAACCAGCCUGAUCAAGGCCAUCGCCAACCGCCUCCCCAGCGAUCGCAACGGCACCCUGCUGAUCAAUGGCCUUCCAGUCCCGGAAAACUUCAACCGAAUCUGCGGCUACGUUCCCCAGAGCGACAUCCACACGCCAACCCUCACUGUGCGCGAGACGUUCGAGUUUGCUGCCGAGCUGCAGCUUCCCCGCGAGAUGACUGCCGAGCAACGUGCCUCCCACGUCGACGUCAUUCUCAAGCUCCUCAGCCUUGAGCAUGCUGCCAACACGCUUGUCGGCAACGCUCUGAUCCGCGGUGUCUCUGGCGGUGAGAAGAAGCGCGUGACCAUUGGCGUUGAAAUGCUCAAGACCCCCAACAUGCUGUUGCUCGACGAGCCCACCACUGGCCUCGACUCUGCUGCCGCCUUCAAUGUGCUGUCGCACGUUCGCUCGAUUGCAGAUGUCGGCUUCCCAUGCAUGGCCGCGCUUCUGCAGCCUUCCAAGGAGCUGUACGAGCUCUUCAACCAAGUGUGCAUCCUCUCGCAAGGCCGCAUCACGUACUUUGGCCCGCGCGGUCGCGUGCUCGACUACUUUGCCAGCCUGGGUCUCCAUUGCCCCGAGAACAUGAACCCUGCCGAGUUCCUGGCCCAGUGCUGCGACCACCCUGAAAAGUUUGUGGCUCCCGAGGUGAGCGUUGGUCUUGACAUUGACUUUUUCGUCGACAAGUUCCACCAGAGCGACCUGUAUGCCGCCCUCGGUCGCCGCCUGUGGAAGGGCGUUGCGCCCAAGGAGUGCCCGCCCGCGGCUCACAUUGACGAGUUUGGCAAGUACCCGCUCGAGCUGUGGCGCCAGUUCAAGCUGACCCUCUCGCGUGCCAUGAAGAUGCAAGUCCGCGAUCCCACCGCCUUCAAGGCUCGCAUCGGUCGAGGCAUCAUGACGGCCGUGCUGUUCGCCACGGUCUUCUUGCAGCUGGGCGACAACCAGCGCGAUUCCCGCAACAAGCUCGGUGUUAUUUCGACUGCCGUUGGUCACUUUGGUUUUAUGGGUGGCGCCGCAAUCCCUCAAUUGCUGGCCGAGCGUGAUGUGUACUUGUUGCAGCGAAAGUCAAAGUACUUUCAGCCGUUUGCUUACUUUUUGGCGGUCAACCUCGCGGAUUUCCCUGGUCUGCUGCUCGAAACGAUGAUUUUUGUCUGCGUCAUCUACUUUGCCGUCGGAUUUGUUUCAACUGCCUCGGCCUUCUUCUACUUUAUGUUCAUGUGCAUUGGCUCUGCUCUUUGGUCGACCACGUAUGCCCGUGCUCUUUCAGCGAUGAUUCCUACAAUCAGCCUCGCCAACGCCAUCAUCCCGUCGUCCAUCGUCCUGUGCUUUUUGUUCACAGGCUUCAUCCUCUCGCCGUCGGCCAUUCAAGACUUUUGGAUUUGGAUGUACUGGCUGUCCCCCAUGCACUACACCUACGAAGGUCUUGCGCUGAACGAGUUCUCCGGUCGCACUCUGUAUUGCGAGCCCAACGAGCUCAUCCCGCCCACCUCGUCGCCGCUCUACAGCCUGCCGUUCUCGGCUGGUGGCUUUAACGGCACUCAAGUUUGCCCUCUUCCCACUGGCGACAAGUACCUGAUGUCUGUGGGCGCCCAGCUGGGCGACUCUUGGCACACCUGGGACAUUAUCCUGAUCUACGUUUACUGGCUCUUCUUCCUGGUGGUCUCGUUCUUUGCCGUCAAGUACACGCGCGAGUCGCACAGCUACAACCCGCACUACGAGUCCAAGGAGGCCCUGAGGCACCGCCGCGAGCUCUUGUCCCGCAAGAUGAUUGAGCGCCGCGAGGAAGCCAACGCGUUUGCCCAAGAAAUGCAAGAGCAAAAGGACUUGUACCUUGGCGAGGGUCGCACCGAGUCGGUGGCUGCUGCUACCGCCGCGGCUGCCGUGGUCUCCCGUCUGCAGCCCAACCAGAAGGCCUUCCUCGAGUUUAGCAACCUCAAGUAUGACGUUCAAACCAAGGACGAGAACAACAAGGAGUUCACCAAGACUCUGUUGCAGGACAUCAACGGCUAUGUCAAGCCCGGUACCUUGGUGGCUCUGAUGGGUCCUUCCGGCGCUGGCAAGACCACGCUCCUGGACGUCCUGGGCGAUCGCAAGACGAGCGGUCAAAUCACUGGCUCCAUCAAGAUCAACGGCGGUCCCCGCAACGAGUUUUUCAAGCGCAUCUCUGGCUACUGCGAGCAGCAGGAUAUUCACCUCUCUCAGCACACCGUCAAGGAGGCCGUUCUGUUCGCUGCCAUGUGCCGCCUGCCCGAGAGCAUCUCGAUCGAAGAGAAGCGCACUCGCGUCGACAGGGUCAUGUACGAGCUGGACAUGGAAGACAUUGCGGACGAUCUGAUUGGCACUGUCACGUCGGGCGGUCUGUCGCCCGAGCAGCGCAAGCGUCUGACAAUUGCCAUCGAGCUGAUUGCAGACCCGCCGCUUCUCUUCCUGGACGAGCCGACCUCGGGCUUGGACGCCUUUGGCGCCGCACUGGUCAUGUCCAAGAUUCGUCAAAUUGCCCAGAGUGGUCGCGCCGUCAUUUGCACCAUCCACCAGCCCUCGGCCGAGAUCUUUGGCAUGUUUGACCACCUACUGCUGCUCAAGAAGGGAGGCCACCAAGUGUUCUUUGGCCCUGUCGGCGAGCGCGCCUCGCUGCUCCUGGCCUACGUCAAGGAAAAGUUUGGCAUCGAGUUCACCUAUGAUCGCAACGUGGCCGACUGGGUCUUGGACACUGUCUGCCAGACCAACGAGCCAGAUGGCGCCCAGCAAUGGCGCGAAUCGGCCAACUGCCAAAAGACCAAGGAUGCACUCGCCAAGGGUGUCUGCACCCCGGACGUCAAGCCGCCGCACUUUGACACUCCCUUUGCCACAUCGUUCAGAACACAACUGAAGGAAGUUGCCUACCGUACCUGGCUGAUGACCUGGCGCAACCCGGCCCUUUUCAAGACUCGUCUUGGCACCUACCUCAUCAUGUCGCUUGUGCUGGGAUCCUUGUUCUGGCAACUGAACUACGAUACAACUGGCGCGACCGGUCGCAUUGGUCUGAUUUUCUUUGGUCUUGUCUUCAUGUCCUUCAUCUCGCAGUCGUCCAUGGGUGACAUUCUGGACUUGCGUGCUGUGUUCUAUCGUGAAAAGGCGAGCGGCACCUAUCACACUUCAGCAAUGUCAAUCAGCUUGCUCUUUGUCGAGUACCCGUUCCAUGUCUUCUACCUCAUCGUCUUCGUUGUGCCCUUCUACUGGAUGAGCAACCUGAGCGUCGAAGUGGACCGCUUCUUCUUCUUUGUUCUGAUCUACUUUGUCACCUUCCUGUGCGCCAACACCUUUGCUCAAACGGUUGCCGUGUAUUCUGCCAACCAAGCAGUGGCGAACGUUGUGGCUCCCAUGUUCUCGACCUUCUUUUUCCUGCUGGCUGGUUUCCUCAUCCCCAUCGAAUCAAUGUCGUGGAUUUGGCGUUGGUUUGCCUACAUGAACUACAUGGUGUACGCAAUCGAGGCGCUUGCUGUGAACGAGUUCCGGGGCCGCAUCUUUGAGUGCGAGGGCGACCAAGCGAUUGUCAUUACCAACCCGUACAAUUCCAGCGAGUCCAACAAGUUUUGCAUCAUGAACAAUGGCCAAGAUCUUUUGGAUUCUUUUGACCUCAACGAUCGCCAGUGGGGCGAUUUUGGCAUUCUUGUCGGUUACUACGUUGCUCUGGCCACGCUCGUGGUGUUGGGCGUUCGUUACUACUCUGCUCUCAAGCGCUAAGCCUGUCGAAGCUGUUUGAGGUGUCUAGGAAGCCGGUUUGGCUGUUUCGUUUUUGGAUUCAAUGUUGUGCUGUAUUAUAGCCUAUCAAUAUCAAUAUCAUUUCAUCUGCGCAA
Molecule: messenger RNA, 4549 nt
Organism: Capsaspora owczarzaki ATCC 30864
Lineage: Eukaryota; Filasterea; Ministeriida; Capsasporidae
Product: ABC transporter
Exons: 8
Coding region: 90-4436 (1448 amino acids)
Cellular component (GO): membrane
Molecular function (GO): ABC-type transporter activity; ATP hydrolysis activity; ATP binding
Source: RefSeq, a predicted model, not a curated record